AUGAUACGAACAAUUCUAUUCAUUACUUUUUUUAUAAUAUUAAUAAAUCAAGGGCAACUUGAUGCAGCUCGUGAACUUCAUGGUCUAUCUUCUGGGCGUAUACGACCUGCAACUCUCAAUGUUAAUCCAUUAACAUCACGAGUUAAUUCAGCAAAAGAAUAUUCUCAAGAAUUAUAUAAAUCAUCACGUUAUCGUGAAAGAUCUCCAACAUUUAUUCAAUCUCGUCGUUUUCAUUUCGAUCAAUUUGCACGUGAUAUUCGUGAUCUUGAUCAUCCACCAUCAUUUACAGCUCCAAUAUCAUCUUCAUACUAUUAUUCUUAUGGUAGUCCUGGUACACAUUUAACUAUCUCAAGUCAAGAGGCUUGUCGUUUAACAAAUAAUUUUUGUUCAUCUGAUUAUCAAUGUUGUUCAGGAAAAUGUCGAUGUAUUAGAUGGUCUAUUGUGGGAAAAAUGUCAUGUUGGAAAAAAUGUUUUUAA
Molecule: messenger RNA, 477 nt
Organism: Rotaria sp. Silwood1
Lineage: Eukaryota; Metazoa; Rotifera; Eurotatoria; Philodinida; Philodinidae
Source: the annotation of a GenBank genome assembly